UUGACGAGGGAAAAACGUGGAUCGUGUUUUCACUGCGCAUUCAAGCAAAACGUCGUGCUGUUGAAUCAGUUUUUUGUAAUUUUUCUCGGUGAUUUCGUUUAUUUGUAUACUUGUGCAGUACUGUAGGUUGUAGUCUCACAAUAUGAAUACGGAGGAAGAAGUUCCGGCUAGAGUCACACGCGGUGCCCUUCGUCGGCGCUCAAUCGACCAAGAUGCGACACCCCAAAAUCCGGCGGGUUCCGGCACCGGCGCUGCCGGAGGAACUCCAAAAAAAGCGACCAGCACCAAAAAGGGGUCUACACUGGGCGCAAUUCAGGAGGCUCAAGGCCGCCCAUCAACACCGGUAGUCGGCGGUCGUACUACGCGUCGUCGAAUGUCUGAAUCGUCCGACACACCAACCACAGCCCCGAACAAGGCAGUUCAGAUCCUGAAGGAUGCGGAAACUGGUACCGGAUCCGGACGGCGUUCGCGUAACAACUCGCUGACAUUGACAGAGGAAAAUGUCGAGCUGCUGAACCAAGCGAAUGAAGGGACCAGCAUGGGCGGGCGCACUCGCACACCGGCCCGUCUCCGAGCGUCCCAUGAAGCACUAGUCAGCACGACGCCCCAAACGGCCCCGCCAGCCGUACGGCGUUCAACUCGGCGCAACAGCGUCACGUCGGACGAUGGUUCCAUACAGUCGCUGCCAAUCACCACUCCGAAGACACCGGUGGUGCGCUCACUCAAGGAAGAAACCAUCGUCGAGGAGGAUGCUAGCAGUGCCGAUCGUAGCGAGCCGGAGACGACCACAAAUCGGAACACUCGACGCCAGGUUGGCACACCGAAGGCUACUUCGGAAAGCCCUCGACGCCAGGUUGGCACACCGAAGGCUACUUCGGAAAGCCCUCGACGGGACGCUCCUAGUCCCCUAUUGUCGGUUAAAAAAGAAAUGACACCGACUCGUGCAAGUGUCUCUCCAAAGCCUCGUAAUUCAACACCACGUUCGAAAAACGUUUCCUUCAGCGAUGACUCUAAACAGGAGGACCAUCAGAGUGGCUACCCGAAAACGCCCACUUCACCUGGAAAGAAAUUUGUCUUGGUUGAGGUGAAUGAUUUGCGUAACACACAGCUAAUCAAUGGUGCGCCGAAGGUAAAUGCUGAGAUAGAUUUGAAUGGAAGUGCCGAGAAGGAUAAGGCGGUCAAGGAUGUCCUAGCCGGGUCACCUACAAUCAGUGUUGAUGGGGAGAACUCUGAAAGCGACCCACCGAAGGCUGUCGAGGUAGUUAAGGAGCAGGAUGAAAAGGAACAGAAAGACAUUCCUGCUUCCCCGGUAGCAGUGAAAAUGGCCAAUACUCCGGCUAAAGACAGUACGCCGAUGAAAACGUCCGAAUCCAUCCCGGUUGGUGACCGUUCAGAAGUGAAUGCAAAUAAUAUAAGUGGUAUCGAGGAGCUGGAAUCCUCUAUGAUCCUCCCAUCGUCCAAUAAGCCGAAAUACUGGAGCAACUCGGUGCGCGGUACCGCCACGCAACCGAUUGACUUAUUUACAGUAAGUAAGCAGGAGAAGGGCAGCCCCAAGCACGAGGAAGAACAAAAAAGCACCAAAUCGCCUGACAAGUUAGUUGAACCUAAAGAAGCCGAACGCCAUAUAGAAGAAAAGAAUGAAGAGGACGAAGAAGACGAGGAGGAGGAAGAAGAGGAGGAACGGGACAGGAAUGAGCUAAUCAAUGAUGAGGCGAUGGAAGUGGACGGUUAUCAGUCAGGCGAUUCAUUGGAUGCCGAAGUAAGACAGGAGAUGCAGGAGAAUGAAAUUCUGGAUCAUGGCGAGGAUCUUGGCAGUGAAGAUACGGCCGACGAAGGCGCCGCAGAUGAACAGUACGAGAACGAUUCGUUUAUCGUAUCGGACGACGAUGAGGAGCUGGACGAGGAUGCUUUGCUGAAUGGCACUGGGGAUGAUUUAAGUACCAGUGGUAGCCCGAUCAAGUCGGCAAAGAAAGCAACCACCACACCCCGUCGCCGGAUCAUUCAAAUGGGCGAUGAUAGCGACGAGGAACUAGAGGAAAAAUUACUCUCGACACCGCCCUCUUCGGAUCAGAGCGUUGCAAACCGAUCGUUGGACAUAAAGCGUUCAGCGAAACGUCUACAAACGACUGACGAAGAAGCCUCUCCAGAGAAGAAACCAAAUCGUCAGUCGGUGUCGAAGGACGAAACCGGAGACCGGAAGGUGUGUACACCGAAAAAGAUACCGAUGGAGAAAUGUGACGACCCAAAGGAUACUCCGAAGAAGAUCGAAAGCACUCCAACAAAAGUCCUUCCGUCGACGGCGGAAACCGAUGUGGCAAAGGGUGGUACUCCGAAACAGUCUACUAAUACUCCGGGUAAGCUGCAGUCUUCUCAAGAAACGAUUACUCCUGCAAAAAGUGUAUCUGAUAUUACCCAACCUGAUACACCCUCAACGGCGGAUGUUUCGACGUCGCCUAAUAACACAAAGGAGGAAGGCGAUGAGUCAUCGCUAGACGAACUUAACAGCGUGUCGGUCGUACUGUCCCGUAAAAGCCUUCCCGCCAGUUCAACGGAGGAUCGGCUAUCGGCGGACAGCAAAUCGGAAGCACGUAAAAGUCUUCCUGCGAGCACUAAAAUGCAAUUCACCGAGGAAGUGACAACGGAGGAUUUGCAUCCAUCGUCUUCGAAUCUUGACGCGUCGUAUCGAGAGCAGGAGGAGGAGGAGGAAGAUCAACAGCAGAGCGGCAAAGCUGCGGAGCAAAGUAACGCCAGUGAAGAUGCGGUCGAUCAAGAAAGAACCGAAAAAUCCGCCAUUUGCAUCACGAGUGAUGAGGAGUACUUUGAAACUUCCGAUGUUAUUGACCUGGCAGAAGAGAGCAAAGGAAAAUCGGUAGAACGGGAGCUGCCCCAGGAAGAGAAAUCGGAGGACACGGCCUUGGCUACCAAGCAACAACCAUCGCCGACGGUAGUGGUGCCACCCGUCAAACCGGCCCGAAAGUCUCUUCCAGCGGCACCGCUGAUUUCGGCCCAGUUUUAUCUCGGCGCCUCGAAAAAGGAAAAGCGGAACACGCUCGGUGGUGUUCCCUCAACCGUUGGUGCGACCUCUACACCAAACCCGAAAAAAACGAACAGUGCGAAGACUGCCAACGCCUCAUCGAAGCUGGUGGCUAAUCCGUUCGCUAUGGCUUCGGCCAAGAACGCAAAGGGACGUUUGUCCAUGGAUGAUGCGGCUGUCAAGCAGACCAAGACGGAUGAUCAAUCGAUGCAAAAGACGAAAGUGAAAACUCGUAACUCACUGCCGACGAAGUUGGACGGCGGGAUUCUGGCGGACGGGGCCAAUGCGUCGAAGAAAAAGAGUGACCCAUCGAUCAUGGAGGAAAGGGAGAAGCACGCUGUCGAGCAGGACGAACCAGAGCCGAUGGAGGUCGAUGAGUAUAUUGAGGAGGAGAACGAACAAAACGAUGAUGGCGAAGGCGAAGGUGAAGACGAAUCGGAGCCGGAAGAAAAAACUACUAAAUCAUCUGUCGCGAAGCCGAAAACUCCGCUGAAGCCGAAGAAAGCUCUUGAGGAUUUCGAUAUUGAGAGCAUUCUUACGCGGUGCAAUGAGGUGGUACGAGCGAACAAGGAACGCAAGAAGCAAUUGGCUACACUGGCACAACAGAAACGGGACGAGAAAAGACGGCUUCGGGCGCUUCGUGAGCAGCAAGAAAAAGAAGCAGCUGCCAGCAAAGGUGACAACACCGUGAAGGACCAGCCAACCGAUUCCGAGGACGAAACGACGGGUGAUAAGCAACCGAACGCGACUACCACCAGCAACAACGACACUACCGGGCAGUCCAUCCCAGGUGGUGGACAGCAAAACGAUGAGCCGACGAAGAAAAAGAAAAAGCGCAAGCCGAAGAUUAAGAACUACGUCCUGGAAGAGAUGAAGGAGUUAAAGAAGGACCACGUAUCGGAAGCGUUGCUGCGCAAAAUGGAAGCGCGAGAAGCGAGAAAGGAGCGCAAGAAGGCGAAGCGUGCGGCGCAAAUCAAGCAGCUUAAUAAGGAAAAUGGGCUCUCGGUGGGGGGCGGCAGUGCGUCGGAUGGUGGUGGUAUUGGUGCGAAGUUGCAGAAGGUAGCGGCAAAGAAGAAGCAGCAACAGAAGAAGGAGGAAACUGCUGCCACGGAGGAGACGAAGGAACAACCCGCGGUACGUGUAGCCGUUUCGGCGUUUUCCGUUUUCCAGCAGUUGCAGAACAAUUCGAAACCGGUCAACGGUGGUGGUGCGGCGCUUGUUAACAGUACGAUGAAAGGUCCGCAUGCGGGAGUGUUGUCAGAGGUGAAGAAGGGCCUCAAAAAAGGCCCGGAACCGGUGGGAACGAUAACAAAACUGAAAGACGGCCAACCAAAAGCACUUCACUCGGACGAAGCGGCAGGGUUGAAGAAAAUCGGUAAGCUAACUUCGGGCUCGGAAGUGAAGGAGAUUGCUGGGAAGCCGUCCAAGGAGAAUCGUCAACCGACGGUGGAGGUAGUGGCGAAGACACCUACUGCAGACAAUGUGGUCAGCGCGAAGAAGAGUAAGAUGGCAGCGGCACAGAAAGCGGCAAGCGAAAGUCAGCUUCAGCAGCAGCAGCAGCAGCAGCAGCAGCAGCAGGCUACGAGUUCGUUUGAAAAUGUCAAAGCUAAGGAGGCCAUGACAAAGAAUGUCGCUUCGCUCGAUUCCGCCGUUUUGCUUCCGAAGUCUCUACCGGAUCCAGUCCAAGAGGAAACGCGUAAACUGAAGAAAUCGAAGAAAAACAAAGCGGGCAAGUUGAGUGCAGCGGAGGGGGAGAAGGAUGUGCAACAGUUUGUUGAGGAGAAGCAGGAGGUGGCGAUCGAGCAGGACCUUCCGAAGUCGGUGCCAAAAGAGAAGAAGUCGAAGAAGAAAGCACAGGAAGUAAUUCCGGAAACAGAAGACCGUAGUGGGUUGUUGAAGGAAAAGAAGCCCAAAAAGAAGGCGGCCGCGAUGACUUUGGAGGUGGCAGAAGAAGCGUUGGCAAAAGAAGUCCCGGAACCAAUCGGGAAGGAAAAGAAGCUCAAAAAGAAGUCAGCCGCUGCUGCCGCCAUGAGACACGAUGGGGUGAAUGGAGAAACGCUGAUGGCUAGCGCGAUCCGCGAGGUUCAUGCAGCAAUCGAGGGCUCGAAAAAGAACAAAAAGGCAGCCCAGAAGAAAAAGCUCGUGGAUAUAGAAGAGCAGCAACGGGAUGAUGGUUUGUUGCCAACGAAAGAACCUGCCAGCGAUGCGCCGAAAAAACGCAAGCGCGAUCCGAUCGAUGGUUCGACGCCUCGGCCGACCAAGCUGCGCGCUCUUCAAAGAGCCGACCACGGUGGUUUCGUGGAGGCAACGGUAACGCCGGACAAGACACGUCUGAAGCGUAACUUCGGGUUCGAGGAGCUGCAGGCCACACCGAAGGCGGUCGGUUUCAAGGUGUCCUCGCUGCUUCCAACCGACGAGCUGCGCACCCUGGCCGAGGAGACAACCAAGGUGGGUAAAUUGCAAAGCACCAAGAAAAAGGGAACGAUGGUGCCGGAACCGAACCGCGCGCUUCCGUUGCCGGUGUGGACGCGCUCCGGCUACUUCAUGGAGAUACCGGAGGAGAACAACAAGGGAGGUGUCGACAAGCGUCCAAAAAAAGCGACCGAUGCGGAUGAGGAUGCGGGCUACAUUUCGCUGAAGGGCCACGAUAACUUUAAACUGAAGACUCUUCGGAACGGUGAUGGCGGCGGAGCCGCCUCGUCGUCGGCCAGUGUGGUAAAGCCUCAUCGCAUCGACAAGGCCACGGUUGCACCGUCGGUUAUCAGUUUUAAGCGGCAACAGUUGCUUGAAAAAACGGCCCAUUUACGCGAGAAAAAAGGUGGCCGGAAGUAGUAGAAUAACUCACACCCCGAAAUUAUGCCACCCCCCCACCCAUCCUGUGCCCUUUUGUACAUAGGCAUCAUAUUUUUCCUCCCUUUUCUGCUCGGCGGUCAUGCGGCGGGGGGUUACUCUUUUGCUCAUAAUUUUUAUUCGUUCCACUUCAAGUUAUUUCCAUUCCUUUUUUUAAAUCUCUCAUAUAUUGGACGAAAUCAAAAUGACCCAGAAAUGUAGCGAUUGCGUGCCGUAAAGAAAUGUGUGUAUGUAAUUAUAUUGGAAAUGAAAAUAAAAUGAACUUUCUGCUGGUCUAUACACAA
Molecule: messenger RNA, 6168 nt
Organism: Anopheles coustani
Lineage: Eukaryota; Metazoa; Arthropoda; Insecta; Diptera; Culicidae
Product: titin-like
Exons: 3
Coding region: 143-5866 (1907 amino acids)
Source: RefSeq, a predicted model, not a curated record